This is a messenger RNA of Beauveria bassiana ARSEF 2860, 1572 nucleotides long. RefSeq names its product 4-coumarate-CoA ligase. The coding region runs from base 1 to 1572 and encodes 523 amino acids. The record is from RefSeq and is a predicted model, not a curated record. Gene Ontology annotation, molecular function: CoA-ligase activity. The transcript is spliced from 7 exons. NCBI's taxonomy places the organism in Eukaryota, Fungi, Ascomycota, Sordariomycetes, Hypocreales, Cordycipitaceae.
AUGGUCUUCUCAUCGCCAGCAUGGGUGCCGUCUUUGGACCAGAGCGCGCCCGAUCAGACUACCGUCGGGGACUUUGUUCUCUCGAACCAUGUCACGCCGAAAAAGGACGCGCCCUUUGUAGACGCCAUAUCCGGUCAUGUCUACACCAUGGAGAUGCUAAAGCCCAGAGUUGACUCUCUUGCGCGAGGGCUGGCCAAGGAUCUCGACUGGUCUCCAAAUGUCGGAUCACCCUGGGACAAGGUGGUUGCCAUCUAUUCUCUAAACACUACUGAUUACUUCUUACUUUGCUGGGCCAUCCAUCGGCUGAACGGCAUAUGUAUGCCUCUCCAUUCGACUUGCACUCCAGAGGAGAUAAAAAUCCAUAUGACCACUGCACGUUGCACGACAAUUUUUACUUGCUCGGGUCUUGUGUCCGCUUGCUUGGAAGCAGCCACAGAGUUGCAUAUACCAACAGAGAGGGUCUAUAGACUGACACUGCCCAGCACUUACACGGAUGAGUCGGACCUUGUUCAUUCUACUCGCCUCAAAUCAUUGGAAGAUUUGAUAGACCAAGGCUCACAGCUUCCCCAUCUAGAGCCGCUGAGAUGGCCAGCUGGACAGGGCAAAUCCCAGGUAGCAUUUCUGUGCUCUACUAGUGGUACCUCUGGACGACAGAAACUUGCUAUGCUAACCCACUACGGCCUCAUCACCAAUCUCCUUCAAAUGGUGGCGUUCGAAGGCUUUGCUAACGACAGCUGCGGCCAGACCGUAGCAGCCGCCAUUCCCUUCAGUCAUAGUUAUGGGAUUCUCAUCGGCCAUCUCGGUGUUUUACGUGCUGAACAACACAUUGUGUUUCCUCGCUUCGACAUGCAACUCAUGCUUGGCUCUGUAGCGACCCAUCAAGUCAAUAGGCUAUACUUGGUGCCACCUAUUCUAGCCGCUCUCGUUGCAAAUUCUUUCCUUAUGGAGCCCUUUGACCUUUCGUCUGUUUCCUCGGUAGUGACCGGUGCAGCGGCGCUGGAUCCGACCGUAGCCGGCAGGCUAAAGCUGCUCCAGCCACGUUGGGAGUUUCUUCACGCCUGGGGUCUCACCGAAACUUCCAUUGUCGUUACUCUGAGUAGUAUGCACGACGUCUGGUACGGAUCGAGCGGAUCUUUGCUGCCGGGAUGUUUGUUGCGACUGGUCGAUGCCAAUGGAAAAGAUGUAGAAACCUAUGAUGAAAGCGGAGAAGUGUAUUACAAAGCUCCAAACAUGUUUCUUGGGUACUUGGGAGACCAAGAGUCGACUGACGAGGCUUUUGACGACGAUGGCUGGCUUCGUACUGGGGACAUGGGAGCCAUUCAAGUCAGCCCCAACGGCCUAGAACACCUCUUCAUUCGAGAUCGAAUCAAGGAUAUGAUCAAGGUCAAGGGUAUGCAAGUUAUUCCAGCCGACGUUGAGACGGUGCUGAUGACGCAUCCCGCUGUCGCGGACGUGGCCGUGAUUGGUGUUCCCGACGAGCUUGCGGGAGAGCGAGCCAUGGCGUUUGUGUGCUAUGGAUACUCUAAUUCACUACCUUGCUCAGUACUGGUCAAGGACAAGUACAAUGAAUGA